GAUUGUGCGGGUUCGGUCGAAUCACUCCAAUUUUUCGCAAUCGUUGCCAUUCGAAGGUGAAUCUCGCGUGCGAAAAAUAAUCGCGGAAGUGUGUCGUACAGUGUAAAGUGUCUUUUUGAUCGAAUAGUAUUGUAACAUCGUGAUUUCCAUAUCAGUGGUUCGCCGAGUCGUAGACCCGGGGUCCAUCCACAAAUCAUCUACCAUAUAUUUAAUAUUAUUUUCUGCGAGGAAUCCAUACUUUAUCGCCAGACUGACGGAGAGCUGGCAUUGAUCGCGGAGUAAUUUACUUCUGUGUCAAGGUCUUAGUGUUGGUUCAUCGCGGAGGCUGCAAAGGCGAACAUCAUUAUCGGAAUAAUGAAGAGGGAAGCCGAGGCUGGCGCUAUGACAGGUUCCGGGGGUCCAACGAGCCCCCACAAGCGCUAUCGACAGGGUGACGAUGAGCUCCGUCUUCUCAUCCCGAGUAAGGUUGCCGGUUCGAUAAUCGGCAAGGGUGGCCAAAACAUCACCAAACUCAGGAGUCAGUACAAAGCCUCAAUCAUUGUACCCGAUUGCCCCGGACCCGAACGGGUGCUUACCAUCAGCUCGGACCUGCCUACCGUUUUGCAAGUGCUGAACGAGGUCGUACCUAAUUUAGAAGAGACACGAUUUCAGAACGGCUCCCGUCAUGGCAGCGACGAGAUCGACGUGCGCAUGUUGGUGCAUCAGAGCCAAGCAGGAUGCAUCAUCGGCAAAGGAGGUCUGAAGAUCAAGGAGCUUCGCGAGAAAACCGGAGCCAGGAUCAAGAUCUAUUCCAACACCUGCCCCCGCAGCACGGAUCGCCUCAUCAGCAUCUGCGGGAAACCCACGACGUGCAUCGAAUGCAUACGCGAAUUGAUCGCCACCAUUAAGACCUCACCGUUGAAGGGUGUCAACAACCCUUACGAUCCGCACAACUUUGACGAUUUCUACGCCGACGAUUACGGUGGCUAUGGCAACGCCGAUGGUAAUCAGGGCAAGGUCGGUGGAUUCGGCGGACCUGGUGGUCGCGGCGCUGGUGACGGCAGCGCCGGAGGCGCCGGAGGUGGCGGGAUGCCACCUCGACGCGACAAUCGCGGCAGCGGUCCUGGUGACAUGAACCGCGGCUUCCCACCGCCAUCUAGAGGUGGUCCACGCGGCGGAGGGAUGUCCGGAGGCCCGCCGGAUCGUGGAUACGGCGGUAACUCGCGCGUAGGUGGAGGCGGAGGGAUGUCUGGUGGCCCACCGGAUCGCGGAUACGGCGGUAAUUCGCGCGUAGGUGGCAGCGGCGGAAACCGAGGCGGGCCGCCGUCCUACGGCGGCGGAAAUUACAAUGGUGAUGGAUGGGGAAUACAAGGAGGCGCGCCUAAUGGCCUAGGUGGCGGUGGUAACUUGGGAAUGGGUGGCCCACCUAUGGGUGGAAACAAUCAAGGCAACCAGGGCAACAUGAGCGGAAACAAGACCAGUACACAAGUCACCAUUCCCAAAGACUUGGCUGGAGCUAUAAUUGGCAAAGGCGGUGCGCGAAUCAGAAAAAUCAGGUCCGACAGUGGUGCUGGAAUAACUAUAGACGAGCCACUGCCCGGGAGUAACGAUCGUAUCAUCACUAUUACCGGGAUUCCCAGUCAGAUACAAAUGGCCCAGUACCUGCUGCAGCAGAGCGUGCACGAGAAUGCAGAUCAUUACUAAGCCAUAGGUGCAUUCGGGGGAGGGGGAGCCAAAGAUGCGUUUUUGUAAUUUUUUUUUAGAAAUAUUUCUUGGGUAAACAUGUAAACGCUGAGGAAGUGGAAACUGAAACAAGUACACACAUGCACCCACGGAAACAACUUCCGGCAGAGCGCUGUGCGCAGAAGGAUGAUCUGUAGAAUUUAUACAUAUACAAAUACACCACACGUGAAUCACCCUCUCCCAGAAAGAGAAACGCUUAAUGGUCUAUGCUAACGUGACCUUGAUGUAGCGAGAUAUCAUUCUCAAGGAUGGUAAUCGCCCAUCGCCGCCUGCAAAGUAAAUUGAUCUACGAAUCGAGUAUCGCUAACAUUUUCGAUGUCGGCCUUUUUUUUAGUAUAGAACUCUCUUAUUGGUAUCGUGUCCGAAGCACAUACACACAUACCCUGUCAAUGUGACAGCGGGGGAGGGGUUUCAAACUGGCGAGCAAUCGCAUCGUGUUCCCCGAUGUUAGCAUUCCCGAGAAAACGUAUUUAUCGCUUGAAAGAGAAAUCCAAAGAAUGAUCCCUUCUCUACCGUAAUAGCGUAAGCUUUUACGUCGAGACAUCGUGUAUCUCCCUCUCUCUCUUUUUCUCUCUUUUUUUAAAAUUAAAUCUUGUUCCCUUUCAUCGGACUUGACAUUUUAAUUUCGAAAUAUAUAGUGUGUCGACGAAGAAUCGAAACGCUAAUCGCGAAACAGCCAAUUUGAAACCGUUUACACGUGUAAGCGAUUCCUGAACAUCGAGACUUGACAACGCACAUUUUUUUCUUCUCGCGUUUCUUUCCAGCUUUUUGAUAAAUUCUUUACAAAUUUUAAUCCUAUUGAAGUGUAAGAGUACAUGUAGUACAUAGAGUGAAUGCGAGGGCAACAGUGUCGAAAAAGCGAGAAGGUUGUACCGACGAUGAAUGAGAGAGAAAGAGAGAGAGAAAAAAAGAUUUCAUACUAGGCAAAUAUAUUUGCAAGAGAAAAGAAGUAACAAAAAAUAUAUCGCGAAAAGAAAACUGUACAUAAAACCUACUAACAUCCUUUCCCCUUCCUUAAUUGCCGCAUACACCGUUUCUCUGCUGUUGCAUUAUUAUAUAUUAUUGUAGUUACUAUAUAUUGAUUAUUAUUAUCAUCAUACAAUUUAUUGAUAAGAAUAUCUUUUACGUUAUUAUAUCCCACCCUAAAUCUGUACUAAUCAUACCUUUAUCUAUAGAGAACGCUUAAGCUGCGUUCUUAGAGUUAUAAUAAGUAAGAGUAAUUAGAUUUAAUGAAGAGGCACGUAAGUAAAUAUAAGGGGGCACCAUCGGCGAAGAAGGAAAAAACCAAGCGGUUUAGGGAACGAUGAAACCGAUACUAAAUCUGCAACGAAGUCUGUUGUGUAUUAAUAAUAUAAAAAUAAUGUUAUCAUGUCUGAUUUAUUUUUUGACAGUUAGGUCUCAAAUGAAGCGUGUUUUUCACUUUGUUUCUCAUUCGCCUCUAGUUAUUUUUCUAUUAUAUAUUGUACAGAGAUCACUUCUCUUAUGACACGAGAGAAACAUGAGAUGUAGAUUAUCGAAACGUGACCGCGACGCUGUUGCCGUUAAUUAUAUUACAACUAAAAUCCUGUAGCACGAUCAUCCUCGUCAAUAUGUGUAAAAUUUUGGAUUCGAAACUUCACACAAAGAUACGACUGUAGUUUCUCAAAAGUGACAUACGCCGGAUUCAUAACAUGAUCUGUAAAUAUAUACUUGUACCGUAGAGAUAGAGCACUAUCUUGUGAAACGUAACUGCUCGAACGAUUGUAUUUUUUAAACAACAAAUAGCAGCCGUAUAGA
Molecule: messenger RNA, 3498 nt
Organism: Camponotus floridanus (Florida carpenter ant)
Lineage: Eukaryota; Metazoa; Arthropoda; Insecta; Hymenoptera; Formicidae
Gene: HnRNP-K
Product: heterogeneous nuclear ribonucleoprotein K
Exons: 13
Coding region: 355-1683 (442 amino acids)
Biological process (GO): regulation of transcription by RNA polymerase II; regulation of mRNA splicing, via spliceosome
Cellular component (GO): cytoplasm; nucleus
Molecular function (GO): mRNA binding
Source: RefSeq, a predicted model, not a curated record